GCUGCAGCUCGGAAGGCUCAGACCGGUCCAUCCAUUCCUCCUUCAGAAACCUCCACAUUCAGGCAGGAUGGCAGCGCACCACCCAGAGUUCGAGCGGGCCGGUCAGACACCGGGUCUCCAGGUGUGGAGGGUGGAGAACUUUGACCUGGUGCCUGUUCCUGAGAACCUGCACGGGGGAUUCUACACCGGAGACGCCUACCUCAUCCUCAACACGAUCAAGCAGCGCUCCGGGAACCUGCAGUACGACCUCCACUUCUGGCUGGGGGAUUUUUGCUCCCAGGAUGAGAGCGGCUCGGCUGCCAUCUUUACAGUCCAAAUGGACGACUUCCUGGGGGGGAAACCUAUCCAGUACCGUGAGGUGCAAGGACACGAGUCAAAAACUUUUCUGGGCUACUUCAAGUCUGGAAUCAAAUACAUGAAAGGAGGUGUGGCGUCUGGGUUCAAACACGUCGUCACCAACGAGGUGUCGGUGCAGCGCGUGCUGCAGAUCAAAGGUCGUCGGGUUGUCCGGGCAACGGAGGUGGCAGUCAGCUGGGACAGCUUCAACCAAGGAGACUGCUUCAUCCUGGACCUGGGAGAUGAGAUUUAUCAGUGGUGCGGCUCUCAGAGCAAUCGCUUUGAGAAGCUCAAGGCUACUCAGGUCGCCAAGGGGAUCCGUGACAACGAGCGCAGCGGGAGGGCCCGGGUGUACGUCUGCGACGAGGGCGUGGAGAGGGAGAAGAUGCUGGAGGUUUUAGGUCCCAAACCAGAUCUGCCCGCAGGAGCCUCUGACGACGUCACAGCUGAUGCUUCGAACAGGAAGAAGGCGAAACUCUACAAGGUUUCCAACGCCGGUGGAGGCAUGACCAUUGCUCUGGUGGCAGCCGAGAACCCGUUUGCCCAGAGCGCCCUGGAGUCUGGCGAUUGCUUCAUUCUGGACCACGGCUCAGACGGAAAAAUCUUUGUCUGGAAAGGCAAAGACGCCAACAUGGACGAGCGAAAGGCGGCGAUGAAGGCGGCCGAUGAGUUCAUCAAGAAAAUGGGUUAUCCCAAGCACACGUCGGUGCAGAUCCUGCCGGAGAUGGGCGAGACGCCGCUCUUCAAGCAGUUCUUCAAAAACUGGCGGGAUAAAGACCAGACAGAAGGCCUGGGCGUGGCCUACAUCGCCAACAGCAUCGCCAAGAUUGAGAAGGUGCCUUUCGAUGCCGCCAGCCUUCACGAGUCCCCCGCCAUGGCGGCCCAGCACGGCAUGGUUGAUGAUGGCAGCGGAGAGAAACAGAUCUGGCGCAUUGAGGCAUCGGACAAGGUCCUGGUGGAUCCAUCCACGCAUGGACAGUUCUACGGAGGAGACAGUUACAUCAUCUUGUAUAACUACAGUCAUGGAGGACGUCAAGGACACAUCAUUUACAUGUGGCAGGGAAUGGACUCCAGUCAGGAUGAGAUCGGGGCCUGUGCGAUUCUUGGCGCCCAGCUGGACGAGGAGCUCGGCGGUGGUCCUGUGCAGGUGAGGGUGGUGCAGGGGAAGGAACCGGCCCACCUGAUGAGUCUGUUCGGGGGACAGCCCAUGGUGGUGUACAAGGGAGGAACGUCCAGGGAGGGAGGUCAGUCCUCUCCCGCAGACGUCCGUCUCUUCCAGGUGCGCUCCAACUCCGCAGGGAACACCAGAGCCGUGGAGGUCGAUGCGGCGGCGUCCAACCUGAACUCCAACGACGCUUUUGUGCUCGUCACCCCUGACGGCGCCUUCCUGUGGGUGGGAGUGGGCGCCAGCGACACGGAAAAGCAGGGAGCCCAGCAGCUGUGUGACAUUCUGGGAGUGUCGGCCUCCGAGCUGUCUGAGGGAGGAGAAACUGAUCAGUUCUGGGGGCCUCUGGGAGGUCAAGCAGAAUAUCGCACCUCCACCAGACUCAAGGACAAGAUGGACGCUCACCCGCCGCGACUCUUCGCCUGCUCCAACAAGACCGGGAACUUUAUCAUUGAGGAGGUGCCCGGGGAGAUGACCCAAGACGACCUUGCCACAGAUGAUGUAAUGAUCCUCGACACCUGGGAGCAGGUGUUUGUCUGGAUUGGAAACGAAGCCCAGGAGGAGGAGAAAACUGAAGCCAUGGCGUCUGCGGUCCGUUACAUCGAGACCGACCCGGCCAGCAGAGACCCCAGAACGCCCGUGGUCAGAAUCAAGCAGGGCUUCGAGCCGCCCACGUUCACCGGCUGGUUCCUGGGCUGGGACCACGACUACUGGACCAGCGACCCCCUGGAGCGUGCCAUGGCAGAACUGUCUGUCUGAGCGGCGCCCCCAUCCACCUUGACCUUUGACCUUUCUGCUGUUCUGCUAGCACUGCGCUACAAAUGCCAAGAUGUUUUUUUAGCUGCCAACACAACUGUCAAAAGUUUUUUAAUCAAAUGUUUUGCCUCCAAGCGCCGUGCCUUCACGUGUUUCACAGAUAAAUACGGUUUCUGUUGUUUUGCACUAAAUAUAUUUUAAAACGUUGAAUUCUUUGAAGAGUUUUCUAACUUUGUUGAAAAAGUAAAACUGAUUUAUAAACCAUAAAAGCAAAACCACAGUAAACAAGGAAAACAUUUAAUUUAGUUUACGUUCCAUUUUUAAAGGUACAGCUCCAGGUAGAAGUUCUGUUUACCUUUUUAGUGUAUUUAUUUUUUAACAACCAACCAUGGCAGGAACUCCUUCUUCUAGUUUUAGUUGUAACUCAACGCCUUGCUGCUUCA
Messenger RNA from Nematolebias whitei (Rio pearlfish), 2700 nucleotides. RefSeq names its product gelsolin a (gene gsna). The record is from RefSeq and is a predicted model, not a curated record. Gene Ontology annotation, biological process: actin polymerization or depolymerization; actin filament severing; barbed-end actin filament capping. Gene Ontology annotation, molecular function: actin filament binding; phosphatidylinositol-4,5-bisphosphate binding. Gene Ontology annotation, cellular component: cytoplasm; actin cytoskeleton. The coding region runs from base 68 to 2260 and encodes 730 amino acids. Lineage: Eukaryota; Metazoa; Chordata; Actinopteri; Cyprinodontiformes; Rivulidae. The transcript has 16 exons.